AUCUGUUUGUCUAUGGCAUUUUAACAAACAUUUCACGUGGGGAUGGGUGUUUGCGCAGAGAAAAGGGGGCAAAAAGAGAGAAAGGGGGGGCCCAAAGGGAGAGAAAAAUACAUGGAUCCUCAAGAAGCUUCAUGAACAAAGUCCAAAGUGAGCACCUUCCUCCGAAGAAGAUUACAUUGUGUGGGGAGAAUAUCAUGUAGAGCCCUCUAUAUGAAAUGUUUGACUUUGUUAGGGACAUUCAGAUUCCAUAAGAGCCUUCCUGGCCAACAUGUUGUGUCACUGCUAGAAGCAUUGUUUGGGGGGUGAAUACAGUCAAGACCAUUCUCCAUUACUAAAGGAUAUGCGCUAUGCACAAAGAACUUGCCCGAUCUAGUAUAAUGCCAAAUUAGUUUGUCCUCAGGGAGUAGUUCACAAACAGGUAUAGAUGUAAUUAUCUCUGCAUCCAAGUCUAAGAACAUUUGCUUCGAUAAAUCGAUCCUUCAAUGCUUUCGUUCAAAAUCCAAAAGAGAGCUUACUCGAGUAUCGUAAUUCGAGUCCAUAAGAGGACUAAAAACUUUGAAGGUGGAUGAUCUAGGUAUCCAUGGAUCGCUUUUCACCUUAAUAUCUUUCCCGUUACCUACUCUCCAUCUCAUUCAUGCCUUGACCACCUUUCUAAAUUCCAGGAUACUGCGCCAUGUAAACCAAGGCCGAAAACCCAAUUGAGCAUCCAUCAAAGUUGAAAUGGGAAAAUAUUUUUCCUUCAAAACCUUAAAAAACAUCGAAUUUUGGUUUUUCAAUAGCCACCAAAAUUGUUUAGCAAGAAGCGCUAAAUUGAAAGCUGUUAGGUUUUUGAAUUCCAAUCCUCCCUUAUUUUUUGGUAGGCAAAACCUAUCCCAUGACAUCGAAUGGAUCUUUCUCCCGUCGUUAUUACUUCCCCACCGGAAGUUUGCCACCAUGCUGUUCAAUUCAGAGCAUAACGAAAUUGGUAGUUUAAAUAAAGACAGAACAUACGAGGACAAAACUUGUACAACGGCUUUAAUGAAGGUCUCGAUUCUAGCUUUCGAUGAUAAUUUCUGCUUCCAACCUUGGAACUUGCUCCAUACCUUUUGCUUUAUUGAUAUGAAAAUCACCGUCUUGGAUCUACCUGCGAUUCAAAGGAGUCCUAUGUAUUUUUCAUGGCAGUUGACCACAGAAAUCUACAAUACUUCUUUUAUGGAAUCCAAGGUAGCUGGGCUAAUGUUCUUGCUAAAUGCCAGUAGAUUUUGAGAGAUAA
This is a messenger RNA of Ilex paraguariensis (yerba mate), 1252 nucleotides long. NCBI's taxonomy places the organism in Eukaryota, Viridiplantae, Streptophyta, Magnoliopsida, Aquifoliales, Aquifoliaceae. The record is from the annotation of a GenBank genome assembly.